AUGCGCGAUUACGUGCGCACGAUGUGCGAUGAAGUCUGGCCUGCGUGUGCGAGGGUGGGGGAGGCGGUGGAGAAGUGGCCUCAGGGGGCUGGGUGGGAGAGGACGGGGUUUUGGUUAGCGCAUGGACGGACGUUGCAGGAGACGUUGGAUCAGGACCCGGUGAAGCUCGGGCGUUACGAUCGAGCUAUGGGCGCCAUGUCCAACGACCGGAGUUUCUCGGUCGAGCAUGUCGUUGAGGGGUACGACUGGGCGGCGCUCGGGCAAGCUACGGUGGUCGAUAUGGGAGGCGGCGUGGGAACGGUGAGUAAAGAGCUAGCCAAAGCUUUCCCGCUGCUGGAUUUCAUCGUCCAGGAUCGGCAGGAAGUGAUCGAACAUGCCUCCUUGGACGCCACGCUGAAAGAAAGGGUGAGGUACAUGGAGCAUGAUAUUUUCCGCGAGCAGCCGAUUAAGGACGCCGCGGUGUAUUUCAUCCGGCGCGUACUAAUGGAGAAGAACAACGAGCAAUGCGUGGACUUCCUCAAAGCCCUGAUACCGGCCCUCAAGCUAGGAGCGGUGGUGCUGAUCCAGGAUCCCAUGGUGCCGAAUCCUGGGACUUGUCCCAGCUGGCAGGAGAGGAGGUUCCGGGAGUCUGAUGUCGCGGCGUAUUCUCUGAUCAACCAUUGCCCGAGGGAGGAGGAGGAGUGGAGGGAUAUUGUUCUGCGAGCUGGGGAGGGGUUUGAGUAUAAGGGGGUGAGUAUGGCGGAGAACUCGAACACUGCGUUUGUGGAGGCGGUGUGGAGGGGUGAGCGAGGAUCGCAGGUCUAG
Saxophila tyrrhenica is the source of this 804-nucleotide messenger RNA. RefSeq lists its product as uncharacterized. Gene Ontology annotation, molecular function: O-methyltransferase activity. The transcript has 2 exons. The record is from RefSeq and is a predicted model, not a curated record. Bases 1 to 804 code for a protein of 267 amino acids. NCBI's taxonomy places the organism in Eukaryota, Fungi, Ascomycota, Dothideomycetes, Mycosphaerellales, Extremaceae.